Molecule: messenger RNA, 7882 nt
Organism: Peromyscus maniculatus bairdii (prairie deer mouse)
Lineage: Eukaryota; Metazoa; Chordata; Mammalia; Rodentia; Cricetidae
Gene: Znf827
Product: zinc finger protein 827
Biological process (GO): positive regulation of transcription by RNA polymerase II
Cellular component (GO): nucleus
Source: RefSeq, a predicted model, not a curated record
GUGUGUGUGUGACAGGGAGAGAGAGAGCGCGAGAGGAGAGCGAGAGAGCGAGCUGCGAGCUGUGCUGCCGCCGCCGCUGCCCUUUGAUCCCGACAUUAGUGUUAGGGGCUCGGAGACACAGCGCGCGGCCAUAGACACCGCCGCACCGGCGCUCAUUUAUUUAUACCUCCCAUCACACGCGAGCACCGGACACACACACACCUAUUAGAUCCGUUUCCAUUGAAGACUAUUACGCUCGGGGACAAGCCAGGUGCACGACCAAAAAAUUAAAAAAAAAAAAAAAAGGAAAAAAAGAAAGAAAGAAAGGAAAGAAGAGAAGAAAACCCCUCUUCUGGCUCCAGGAAACAAGCUUCAACCCAUUGCACACACCGGAGAGAAGGGGUUUCCCCCUGCCCGCCCCCCAGCUACCUCCCCGCUCCUGCCAGUGUCUGCUGUCUGCCCCCACGGGGGUUUAUUUGAUCUCACAUUAACCGAGGAGGAGAAUGUGAGAAAAGGGGGAAAAUGCCCAGGAGGAAGCAGGAGCAGCCCAAGCGCCUUCCCUCACAUGUUAGUAGGCAGGACGAGGCCGAGGGAGAGUUCAGCGAAGGAGAGCACUGGUAUGGGAACUCCUCAGAGACUCCGUCGGAAGCAUCCUAUGGGGAAGUCCAGGAGAACUAUAAGCUGUCCCUGGAGGACCGGAUCCAAGAGCAGUCCACAUCCCCCGACACCUCCCUGGGCAGCGCCACCCCCAGCAGCCACACGCUGGAGCUGGUGGCGCUCGAUGGUGAGGUCCUUCGAGACUCACUGCAGUGUCAAGACCAUCUUUCGCCUGGAGUGUCUUCUGUGUGUGACGAUGACCCACCCAGUUCCAAUAAACCUCUGAGCAGCAACUUGAGGCGGCUGCUGGAGGCCGGGUCCCUUAAACUCGACGCCACGGCCAAUGGCAGGGUGGAGUCCCCUGUGAAUGUCGGCCCCAGUUUGUCAUUUUCCCCGCCCUCCCACCAUGCCCAGCAGCUCAGUGUCCUGGCCAGGAAGCUGGCAGAGAAGCAGGAUCAGAACGACCAAUACUCCCCAAGUAACCGUUUCCUAUGGAAUCAAGGUAAGUGGUUGCCAGACUCAACCACCACCUGUGGCCUGUCCCCAGAUUCGGCCAUCCUCAAACUGAAAGCCGCAGCCAAUGCUGUUCUGCAGGACAAGUCCCUGUCCCGGACAGAGGAGAGCCUGAGGUUUGAACCCUUCUCCUCCCCCUUCAGCUCCCAGUCUGCGAGCUCCACUCUGGCAGCUUUGUCUAAAAAAGUGAGUGAGAGAAGUCUGACCCCGGGCCAGGAGCACCCGCCUCCAGCCAGCUCUUUCCUGUCGCUGGCCUCUAUGACCUCCUCUGCAGCCCUUCUGAAGGAAGUGGCCGCCAGGGCCGCGGGCAGCCUCCUGGCUGAGAAGUCAUCCUUACUGCCCGACGACCCUCUACCACUGCCGCCUUCUGAGAAGAAGCCAGAAAAGGUCACCCCACCACCACCACCACCUCCGCCCGCACAGCCUCAAUCCUUGGAAUUAUUGUUACUUCCAGUUUCCAAGGGAAGAGUCUCCAAGCCCUCCAAUUCAGCCCCAGAAGAAGAGAGCGGGAAGCCUUUCCAGUGUCCAAUAUGUGGUUUGGUUAUAAAGAGGAAGAGUUACUGGAAGCGGCAUAUGGUGAUUCACACAGGUUUAAAAAGUCACCAGUGUCCGCUCUGUCCAUUCCGGUGUGCUCGCAAGGACAAUCUCAAAUCCCACAUGAAGGUUCAUCAGCACCAGGACCGGGGAGAGACCUUUCAGUGCCAGCUGUGCCCCUUCACUUCCUCACGCCACUUCAGCCUGAAACUGCACAUGCGCUGCCACCAGCACUUCCUGAGGACAGAGGCCAAGGUGAAGGAGGAGAUCCCAGACCCAGAUGUCAAGGGAUCUCCCCACCUCAGUGACAGUGGCUGCCUGGGGCAGCAGAGGGAAGGAGGAGGGACAGAGCUAGUGGGGGCCGUGAUGACGUCCGAUACUCCAGAGAGGACUGGCCAGGGUAGGGCUGGCGUGGCACCUUUGCUGGUGAAGGAGGAGCCCAAGGAAGAUAACGGCCUGCCCGCCUCCUUUACCCCGAAUGCUGCCGACAGGCCCGCCAACCACACAAAGCUGAAAGACCCCACCGAGUAUGUGUCCAACAGUGCGGCAGCAUUGUUCAGCCAGGACAUCUCGGUUAAGAUGGCCUCCGAUUUUCUCAUGAAGCUGUCAGCUGCCAACCAGAAGGAGCCCAUGAAUCUUAAUUUUAAAGUGAAGGAGGAGCCCAAGGAAGAGGAGCCGCUAAGCACGCCUUUGCCUCGGUCCAGCUACGUGUUCAGCCCGGAACCGGAAGUGGUGGCCCCUAGCCUCCCCGAGGACCCGCUGACACCCCAGGAAGGCAAGGGGAACGUGCCGAGGCGGGACAUGUCUGCCAAAGCUGCCUCAGAACUCCUCAUGAAACUCUCAGCAGAAAGCUCCAAGGAAACGCAGGCGGUGAGGGUGAAGGAGGAGCCCAUGGAGGUGGACAUCCAGGACCCCCCGGUCUCCAUGUCACCCGGCCGGAACGUUGGCUACAGCACUUUAAUGGGGCGAGAGAAAGCUGAACCCUUACAGAAGCUUCCAGAAGGCAGAGUUCCCCCGGAGAGAAAUCUCUUCAGCCAGGACAUCUCGGUGAAGAUGGCUUCUGAGCUUCUUUUUCAACUCUCAGAAAAAGUGAGCAAAGAACACAAUCACACGAAGGAAAAUACCAUCCGGACGACCACCAGCCCUUUCUUUUCAGAAGACACAUUUAGACAAUCACCAUUCACCUCCAAUUCUAAAGACCUGCUGCCCGGAGAAGCCGUGCUGCAUGGAAGAAUACCGGCUGCAGAGACAGAGAAGAUAGUCCUUGAGGCAGGAAAUGGAUUGCCCUCCUGGAAGUUCAAUGACCAGCUCUUUCCGUGCGAUGUGUGUGGGAAAGUUUUCGGCCGACAGCAGACCCUGACUCGGCACCUCUCGCUGCACACAGUUUUGGUUUCUCCCCCAGAGGAAAGAAAAUACAAAUGCCAUUUGUGCCCCUAUGCUGCUAAGUGCCGUGCAAAUCUGAACCAGCACCUGACCGUACACUCUGUGAAGCUGGUGAGUACCGACACCGAGGACAUCGUCAGCGCCGUCACCUCUGAAGGCAGUGACGGGAAGAAACACCCUUACUAUUACAGUUGCCAUGUGUGUGGAUUUGAGACGGAGCUCAAUGUCCAGUUUGUAAGCCACAUGUCCCUCCACGUGGACAAGGAGCAGUGGAUGUUUUCCAUUUGCUGCACGGCCUGUGACUUUGUCACCAUGGAGGAAGCAGAGAUAAAGAAUCACAUUGGCACCAAGCACACAGGGGAUGACAGGAAGACCCCCAGUGAAUCAAACAGCCCCUCCUCAUCCUCGCUGUCAACUCUGAGUGAUUCAGCCAAUGGCAAAGAUGACUCAGACAGCUCCCAGAAAAACAAGAGUGGGAACAACUUGCUGGUCAUCUCCGUGGUACCUGGGAGCCAGCCCUCCCUGAGCAGCGAGGAAAAGCCAGAGAAAGGGUUUGAAUGCGUUUUUUGCAACUUUGUCUGCAAGACGAAGAAUAUGUUUGAGCGGCAUCUGCAGAUCCACCUCAUCACCCGGAUGUUUGAGUGUGACGUGUGCCACAAGUUCAUGAAGACCCCCGAGCAGCUGCUGGAGCAUAAGAAAUGCCACACUGUCCCCACCGGUGGGCUCAAGUGCCCGUUCUGCAUUUACUCCACCAACCGCCCUGCUGCCAUGGAGUGCCACCUCAAGACCCACUACAAGAUGGAGUACAAGUGCCGGAUCUGCCAGGCAGUGAAGCCCAACCAGCUGGAGCUGGAGACGCACACCCGCGAGCAUCGCCUGGGCAACCACUACAAGUGUGACCAGUGCGGCUACCUGUCUAAGACGGCCAACAAGCUCAUCGAGCAUGUGCGUGUGCACACCGGGGAGCGGCCUUUCCACUGUGACCAGUGCAGCUACAGCUGCAAGCGCAAGGACAAUCUCAAUCUGCACAAGAAGCUGAAGCACGCCCCCCGCCAGACCUUCAGCUGCGGAGAGUGCCUGUUCAAGACCACACACCCCUUUGUCUUCAGCCGCCAUGUGAAGAAGCACCAGAGCGGGGACGGCCCCGAGGAGGACAAGAAAGGCCUGAGUCCAGCCGCCAGAGAGCCAGCUGGCCCCGGAGCCCCACUCCUGCUUGUGGGGGGUGGCCGGAGUCUCUUGUCCCCUCUGUCAGUCAUGUCAGCCUCGCAGGCUCUGCAGACCGUGGCCUUGUCAGCAGCCCACGGCCACGGCAGCAGCUCGGAGCCCAACCUGGCACUCAAGGCCUUGGCCUUCAACGGCUCCCCGCUGCGUCUGGACAAAUACCGGAACUCGGAUUUUGCCCAUCUCAUUCCCUUGACAAUGCUGUACCCCAAGAGCCACCUGGACCUCACAUUCCACCCUCCCCGACCCCAGACUGCGCCUCCCAGCAUCCCCUCCCCCAAACACUCCUUCCUCGCCUAUCUUGGACUAAGAGAAAGAGCAGAGACUGUCUGAGGACAGCCAUGUUCUGUACCAAAAACCAAGAGACAGAGACGGGAAAAGACAAAAACCCACAAAACUUAAACACAACCCCAGCAGGUGUAUGUUGCUGCAAAACCUACAGGCCCCAGGGGCCUGGACCAUGUGUACUGUAUAUCUUAGUAAGGAGUAGAAAAUUGGCUCUGUAUGUAUACCUAUUGCAUUGACCUGAAAGCUGCUUUAGCCAAUCUUCAGAGAGGUGUUGCUGCCUCCUUCUACCCUCAGAGGCAUGCCUCCCCAGCCAUCACUCCCACUCUCAGCCCUCCAGAGUACUUCUCUCUGAAAGGAAUUUUGUCAUGUCAAACCCUAAAGAGAGUGUCCUUAAUAGCAAUCAGCACUUGGAGGCUUCUCCACUGGUACAUUGGGUUUUCUGUUGGGUGACUGGGGUGUUGUGGACAUUUGUGGACUGGGAAAGAGAAAGUGUGUGUGUGUGUGUGUGUGUGUGUGUGUGUGUGUGUGUGUGUACGUGUGUGUACGUGUGUGUACGUGUGUGUACGUGUGUGUACGUGUAUGCAUGCGUGCAUGCGUGCGGUGGCAUGUGUGUGGUAUGGUGUGUGUGUGUGUGUGUGUAUGUGUGUGUGUGUGUGGUGUGUGCCAUGACAUUUCUAUUGCACAUUCUUUUGUAACGACCUCUUUGACAGUGAUGAACAUUCUUUCUCUCCCUUCUGGAUUGUUCACCCACUACAGUCUCCCCACCUCCUUCUCGGCCUUUCUCUCCUUAGUUUAUCGCUACAGAGUGGUAGGGCCUGGUGCUUAGUGGAUGAAGAUCUGCAGGGUGCCGGGAUAUCCCCAGGCUCGAAGCCUGGAGCUCACAUCUCUAAGCUAAGAAAGAUGGAGAGAGCCAGGUAACAGUUCUGUUAAGAAAUGUCUCACAGCUCCGCAGCUGACAUCACAAAACUUGGGUGUUCUGUGUGUGUGCCCACAUGGAGACAAGGUCUUUGGUGAAUGCACGCAUGCACACACACACACACACACACACACACACACACACACACACACACACACACAGGGAGGGGAAGCGCAUCCUUUUUAAAGGGCAGAAUAUGUGUGUGUGAUGUAUUGAUUCAGUUGCUAUCAUUGUUUGCAGGAAAAAAAAUUGUAUUUGUGGAAAUUUUUAUGGUUGAUAAAUCCAGCCGAGGAGAUUAAAGGGGUUUGGAUCGAUUCUGGGUGUAAAUGCUCAGACUAAAAAGAAACGGCAGCUUUGCACAGGGCGUGGGCCUUGCACUAGUUUUGUUUCUCGUUGGGGGAAAGGAAUAAGUAAAAGAAAAGGAAGGAAUUGUACCUUUUUUAUGGAAGGAGUAGACUGUAUGUUUGAGAUUUUAGCCACGACCUCUUGACGUAUUAGGAAGGACACAACAAAAGGUGCUCUUAGUCCUGUGCCUCCCCGACGCCCAGGAGUCCCCUCCGUUGGCAGAGCCUCUGGCUAGAGUGUAACCUCCAUGUACUAGUGACCCCGUAUCCGUUCUGUUAACGCCUAGUGGAUGUAGCCCUGCUAGGAGGCUGACUUUAUACUUAUUUAAAGCUCUUACUUUACGGUCAUUAAAAUGGCAGUGUACUGCAGCACUUUACUGCAGCAAGAAGCAGGUGUGAAUUGGUUGCAUAGCCCUUUGCUUAUCUUAAAAAGUAACGGAUGAUUUAAAAAGGAAAAGAAAAUCUUUGGCUGAUUAUGUUCACUGCUUGUAUUUGUAAGACAGCAGAAUUUCCAGUAUGCAACAGGUUGAAAGAGCAGGAAGAAAUGUGCUUUGUAUGGAAAUGAGAAGUUUGGAAUAUGAAAGUUUCUCUGUUAUUUAUCGGAGGAAGAAUUGGUGUCCAGGAGGAAUGCUUUCUCGCUGUUGCUCGUUCCCCUCACUGUAUUAUCCUCGGGUGGGACAGUGCCCACUUUCCUUGUUCCUUUCUUUAACUAGGGGGAGUGAAAGCAUCCUGAUCUCUUCCUCUAGGCGGGAUUGCUUCGCUGAUUAGUGCAGUGACGGAAAGCCAGAAGACUGUACAUCUCCACAGCAUUGGCUCCCCAUCCCCUCUCAGCCUCCCUCUCGCAAACCUAGCAGGUCUCUUUCCCUCCCCGCCCGUCGUCCAGCCAUAGGUGAGGAGCCUGAUUAGGACCCUGGCAAAACAAGUUUACACUACGGAGAUGUCCACAAAGGCAAGGAGACCAACCAGCUAGCCCAGGAAGGCCCCAGAGCCUCAGUCGAUCUCCUGCAGAGACCUUUGCUCUUGGCCUUGUGUGAAACGCUGUUCAACUCGCCAUGUCGAUAUCUCGGUAAAAGACACUCUAGACACCUCUGGACAAUAUGCCCCCAAGGUCACUGGGUUUAUGGGUGGGUUUGUUGUUUUUUUAUUUGCUUUUGUUUUUUGUUUUAAAGUCAUGUUUUUAUCCCCAUUUAAUGGAGAAUGUGCCACUUGGCUAAUAAUGUGUUUUCAAAACUGCAGGUUCAGUGUCAGCAGUACAGGGCCACAGUGGUCCCCCGGAGGUGGGCAGAAAGGCGACUCCCACAGAAGCACCCACAGGUUAAGAACCUGAGUGGGUGACCCUGAAAACGCGGACCCUGGGUUUUACAGCAUGCCACUUGUGCAAUAAGAGGUCUUCGGGAGGGAGCGUGGGAGAGCGAAGGGGGAGGUGGAUGGAGACGUUUCUGCUCAGAUGACAUGCCUUUCACUGCUUGCCACUGAACCUGUGUUUGAAUGACUUAGUAAUGCUUAAUGUAAUUGGGCAACUUUUUUAGCACUUUGGAAAGAGUCAUCAAUCUUUCUGGUAAAUUAUAAAGUUUUCUGAGUGAGAAAACGUGUGUUUGCAGUUUGUUUGACUUUUUAUAUUAUUGUUGUUAUUAAUAAAGAAGAAAAUCUACAGCAUUUUUCAGAAUCCACCUAGAUAAAAUGUGCCCCUGAAUCUGGUUUGCUGAUUGAUACCCAGGGAAGGAUGUAUUCCGUAGACAUCCUUCCCGUGAAAAACACUAACACCUUUGAGACACUCGCCUAGCAGCUGACUUUAGUUCGGCUUUCACUCUGCAUUCUCCCAUGGAAGCUGCCCGCUUUUCCAUAGAGUGAUGCAGUUAGGGUCCUCAGCACUUUCCUCUCCUUUUUUUUUUUUUUUAAACUCCUCAUAUUAUGUUCAGAUGAUAAUACUGUCAAGGUUUGUGUACAUGACUGGGAUUUGUAUUGUAUAAAGCUUUUGCAUUCAAGGCUGUACAGGGUCAUUUUGACAGUAACUGGUAUUCUCCUUUGCAUCUUACGUUGCAUUGCCGAUUUCUAGUGUAUCCAGUUUGGAAGUAUAAUAUACUCUAAUUAAAAAAGGUUGGCUAUA